UUUCUCCCUGUCUGAUCGCGGGUCUCUGGGUGGGUGGACUUUGCGGUGCCUGAAAGGACGGGCGGCCCCAAAAUUUAUCAUCAAAUUUCAGGCCCAAAAGCAUGCAGCCACCGCCCUACGACGCUGCUAUUCAACAACAGCCCUCAAAGCCUCCUCGCGGCAAAUACGAGUCGUUGUCACCAACUCCAGCUUCCAUGAAACAAGAAAUCAAACUAAUCAACAAUGCAGCAGAACGUCGCAAAUACGAGGAUCUAGCCGAUCUCUUCUCCAUCAUUAAGGCGACAGAACACCUGGAAAUUGCCUUCGCCCGCGAUGCAAUAAGCGAGGACGAUUACACUGCUGCUUGUAGUAAGCUUAUAUCACAGUUCAAAUCAACCGAGGCGGCUGUGCUGGCAGCCAAGACUGUGGCAGAUGCCCGUGCAUUCAUGACAGAAUAUCACAUGGAUUGUCCGCGUGCCGUGGAGCGAUUGCUGCGUUUAGGAGUGCCCUCCACCGUGUUAAACCCCUCCGUGGACGACGGACGCGGGGAUGCCAUCAAAGUGGCGGAGACCGUGCAGUAUUUCAUCACGGCCAUGGAUGGUGUGCGUUUGGAGCAACGGGCCGUGGACGAGUUGCAGCCCAUGCUCACGGACAUCAUGACAAGUCUGAGGCGGGUCCAGGGCCUUCCGGCGGAAUUUCUGGGUAGCAAGAAGCUGGAGGAGUGGCUCGUGACGUUGAACGCCAUGCGGGCGAUGGACGCGAUCACAGAGGAGCAGGCGCGGCAAUUGCUGUUCGACCUCGACCAAGGUUACAGCAGCUUCCACGCCUGGCUGAAGUCCUUGGACUAG
This is a messenger RNA of Nannochloropsis gaditana CCMP526, 827 nucleotides long. RefSeq names its product ESCRT-I complex subunit VPS28 (gene VPS28). Gene Ontology annotation, cellular component: ESCRT I complex. The record is from RefSeq and is a predicted model, not a curated record. Bases 102 to 827 code for a protein of 241 amino acids. Gene Ontology annotation, biological process: protein transport to vacuole involved in ubiquitin-dependent protein catabolic process via the multivesicular body sorting pathway. The transcript is spliced from 2 exons. Gene Ontology annotation, molecular function: protein-containing complex binding.